Molecule: messenger RNA, 933 nt
Organism: Trichobilharzia regenti
Lineage: Eukaryota; Metazoa; Platyhelminthes; Trematoda; Strigeidida; Schistosomatidae
Source: the annotation of a GenBank genome assembly
CAUAGGAACAGUCUGAUAUUGUUAUCAUUGCCCUACCUAUUUCACUUCUAUAAUUUACGUUAUUUAUUGUGAAUAAGAAGUUUCAGUGACAUUUCACUAUGAUAACGACUGAAAAUUCAGUCAGUGUUAAGUAAUCAACACACCUGUGUGUUUAAAAUGAAAUGACAACCAUGAAUACACAGGAUUAUAUUAGUUUGUCACAAGAUUCACUGCGUGGAAUAUAUUCAGUAAAAGAUGUUGAUUUGUAUAACAAUGAGUACCUGGAUCCAUUCAGUGAAAGUUUAAAUUCCCCAUCCUUCUCCAAACCAAGUCCUUUAGUGUGUUUAGAGGAAGCAUGUACACGUAUACUGCAGAAUAUACAUCCAUUACCUUACAAUAGAAUUCUUAAUGGAAUCACUUACAAACACACAGAAAAUAACAGUCAUAACACUAGUAGUAGUAAAAGUAGACAUGGUUCCUCUGCACGUUUAUCAAAUUACAAUUGGAUUCAAUGUAAGCGUAAAAUAUGCUCAUCCUACAACAGAAAUGAAUAUCAGCUUGAUUUAGCAAAAUUAUCUAGUGUACAUGGUGCAUUAGCAACUUCACAAAAACGAAAAAUAAUCACAUCAAAAAACAUUCGUAAAAAAUUAUUUCAUAGAAGGAAACAAAUUUUAUCAAAUAAAACUUUAAAUACACAGAAUUUUAGAUCCAAAUCUCAGUCGAGAAAAAUGCCCAAAUCUUUAACAAUAUAUCACAAAAAAGUCAGUAAAGGUAGUUCAGAUCACAGUGAAAUAUUGUCAACAUUUGUUUCCGAUCAAACUCAAACUAUUCAACCAUCAGUGGUGGGCGAAAAUUCAACAUUGAAAAAUGAACAAACAAAUAAGUUGAUUAACAGACAUCAAAACUGUACAUGUAAUAUUUGUUAUGAAAUGCAAAUGUUGAAUAUUCUUUUAA